ACUUUUAGAAAAUUCUAUCUAGGAGGUCGGUUUAGAAGGCCACUCUUAAUAGAAGGCCACCCUAAAAAGUUUGAUCCGACGGGACACAAGAGAAAGCCAUGCCCUUCUAUUCUGGGGGGGGGUUUACCUUUUAAUCUAGUUGUAAGCGGGCGCUGCAGCUAUUUUUGCAGCUAGAUUUUCUCGCUUACUUAAUCUUGCUUGGAGGGCUACUCUUAAAAUUCUCAAAUGGGACAUAUUUCAGUAUAUUUUAGAUUUUCUCAUAGCUGUUUCUUUGUUGUGGUAAAGGUAUUUUAUUUGUUUAUCGAUAACACAGUAAAUGAAUAUGGAGCAUUUCAGUAAGGAUGAGACACUAAUCCAAAAUUAAACUGUACAAAAAGCCCAAACGGCAGAAAUUUCUCGAUUUUAUAAACCUACAACAAAAUAUUUUCUGUUCUGUCGUGUGUCAAAUGAGCACAAAUAAAAGUGAACAGUUUUCCUUCAACCACUAAGUGUUUUAAGACCCUGUGAAUCCUUCUUUUAAUAGCUUUUAGUAGAAGUUUUUGAGUUCAUCUUUAUUUCUCCAUGCGUAUAGACAAGAUGUAUGAAUAUAAUAUUUGGAUUUUGGGAAUCUGCUGAGAAUAGGUAUGCAUCAGUAAAAUGAGACGUUUCACAGCUCUGUGUAAAUCAUGAUAACUGAUGUAUAGCAACUCUUCCGGAUGCCCCAACACCAGUUUUUAAAUGGUGCAUACCUAGUUGAGAAACGCACACGUUUUGAAAUCAAUUGUAUUAUUAUUGGUUAAGAUUUUGGUUAACUCUUCUUUCGGAAUUUAUAACCCGCAAAAAUGAGUGAGGUGAAUUUUUGUCAACCCAAUAAAAAAGUCGCAAAACAAUAUUUCUGUUUAAGUUUCUGUUCUGUGUACUAUAUAUAUAUAUAUAUGUUUAUUUUAGUUGAUCAAUUACGGCAUGGAUACAACAGUCGCUGUUACAAAGUCGUUGCCAUCGAAUCUACAAGAAGUCAAAAUUCAAACUAUCGAGAUCAUCUAUUCUAAGUUAGACGAUAAUCUAACAACAGUCGUUCCCACUGGUAUCAUUCUUCAUCAGAAUCAUACAAAACGAACGAAAUAUCAAAUCAAAAACAAUUCUGUUGAUCGUAGAGUAGAAAAGUUCUAUGUUGAUCACAGUGCUGAUCCAACUCUGGGGGGCUACAUCAUAACAAGCGCCGAAAACUGCAUCAAAUCUGUCAUGGGUUUUAGCCGUUUCCAACUGAGUUUGGACCCUCAGGAAGUUGUGGAAUUAAUUGUAACAGAGAAUGCAACAAGUUCAAAAUCGAUUGAUAAUCUGACGGAUCUAGAAAAGUUUUUGGAGAAACAAGCAAUCGAAUUACAACAGUUAAAUGUACUAGACAAAUCUACGAUGGAGAUCAUCAAACGCAUCGUAAAAUUCGAAUAUGUCUCAAUAGCACUCGAUUACAUGAUGAACCCCACCCACAUAACGGAAACACUAAUGCAUGAUUGGCAAACAAGGAAAGAAUUUUUGUCUGAAACAUUGAUGAACACGAUCAUGACAAUGUUAAACGUUCAACAUAACAUUACAGAGUUGAACCAACAAAUUCAAUAUAUGAAUGAAUACAUCAAAUCAAUCUUUACGAAUCAAGAACGAUUGAGAGAAAAUAUCAGAUCUUUGGAAAAGGUCAAUACGUCUGAUCUUCUAAAGCGAUAUUUGAAAGAUUUGAAUACGGAAGAAGAUGAUUUAGCUCAGACAAGAAAACAAAUAAAAAAGAUGGAAAGUGAAAAGAACACACUUCAGAAAAUUCUCAAAGAAAAACAGUGUGAACUGAUAAACGAAGCCAAAGAACAAAGGAAAAAGUUGCGUGUUUAG
This is a messenger RNA of Didymodactylos carnosus, 1857 nucleotides long. NCBI's taxonomy places the organism in Eukaryota, Metazoa, Rotifera, Eurotatoria, Philodinida, Philodinidae. The record is from the annotation of a GenBank genome assembly.